Messenger RNA from Pelmatolapia mariae (spotted tilapia), 1856 nucleotides. It is a transcript of the gene aanat2, whose product is annotated as arylalkylamine N-acetyltransferase 2. The coding region runs from base 212 to 838 and encodes 208 amino acids. The record is from RefSeq and is a predicted model, not a curated record. Gene Ontology annotation, biological process: circadian rhythm; response to light stimulus. Gene Ontology annotation, molecular function: aralkylamine N-acetyltransferase activity. Gene Ontology annotation, cellular component: cytoplasm. The transcript has 3 exons. Lineage: Eukaryota; Metazoa; Chordata; Actinopteri; Cichliformes; Cichlidae.
AGAAGGUCAGCAUCUUGCCAGCUGAGGUGACUAAGACUGGACUCAGAGCUGUGGGAAAAGCAGGACACGGGAGGUUUUGUUAGCAGGGUUUAACUUUAUCUGACUGCUACUAAAAGUUCUAGUACAAAAAGGCUGGAAAAAAGGAGACAGAUUCACAGGAGGAACUGUGUGAAAUAAUCAGAAGCUCCUGUUGUUGCUGUAUUGAGGCAUCAUGACACAACAGGUCAGUGGCUUACUGUUCUUCAAACCCUUCUUUCAGAAGACACCCGUCAGAGCGGACAGCCCUCUGCAACAGAGGCGGCACACACUCCCAGCCAGCGAGUUCAGGAACCUCACACCACAGGAUGCCAUCAGUGUGUUUGAGAUUGAAAGAGAAGCAUUUAUAUCUGUGUCUGGAGAGUGUCCACUUACCCUGGAUGAAGUUCUUAACUUCCUGGGUCAGUGCCCUGAGCUGUCUCUGGGCUGGUUUGAAGAGGGACAGCUGGUAGCUUUCAUCAUUGGCUCUGGCUGGGACAAGGAGAGGCUUUCACAGGAGGCCAUGACUCAGCAUGUCCCAGACAGCUCCACUGUGCACAUCCAUGUGCUGUCUGUGCACCGCCACUGUCGCCAGCAGGGAAAGGGCUCCAUCAUCUUGUGGCGCUACUUGCAGUACGUGAGCUGCAUGCCAGGCCUCCGUCGAGCUCUGCUGAUCUGCGAGGAUUUCCUCGUGCCCUUCUACCUCAAGGCUGGCUUCAAGGAGAUAGGGCCAUCAGCCAUCACAGUAUCUAACAUGCACUUCCAAGAGAUGGAGUACACUCUAUGUGGACAGGCGUACGCGCGGCGGAACAGCGACUGCUAGUCCUUCAAUCCUUACCCUGCACUCUCCACUCCACUUAUUUCUAACAUGGACUCUUGUCAAGCACAAAAUACUGCAGCAGGAGAAAAGAGGACAUGAACAUAGCUGGCCUGGGUUCUGCAUCCUAAUGCGUCCCCUGAUCCACUGAACAUGGAGUUAAGUCUGUGUUAAGGCCUGAGGGGAACAACAGUGGAUUUAGGUGCUCAAGCAACAAAAUGAACCUGUUGCUUUUCUCAGUUAUCUAUUUAUCUAGUCUUCUGUCACUUGUACAAUAGAUUAAUAAUGUUUUUAAUUAUUUAUAGAAGGCAAUUACUGUAAACAACAUCUCAGUGUAAAUACAAUUCUAUUUUUAUAAACCAUACAAAUCCAAGCUGUAAUACAAUUCCAUAGCUUGUUGCGGUUUUGUUUGAAUUCUUAUGAGUUUAAAUAGUUUAAAGCAAUCUUCAUCAUGUGCUCAAGCAGGAGAGGCAGACAUUUUCAUUUUGUAGAUUUUUUUUUACUUUUCUUUUCAAAUACAUGUGAGUAGACAGGUAGCUAAAACACUACCGUGUUCAAAACAGUAAUCACUUCUUGAGAAGCAAUAAACGAAAAAAAAAGAGAGAUAACAUUCGAGUGCUCAGCAUAAUGUAACAAAAAUAUGGCAGUAGUUGGUACAUUUAUCAACAAGGCACCAAAGGUAUCAAUAUCUGAUUUUUGUCCCUGCUUUUGUAUGAGGUUGCCUGGAUAAUAAUAUUAAUAAAUCUUUUGCCUGGAGGGUGAAUGUACAAAAAAAGGGGAAAAAAAUCUUUAUUGUUCCAGCGCUGGCUUUUCUCAUUUCUGCAGAAGGACAGCUAGGUGUUUUGAUGAGGUUCACAAGUGCCUUAGCUUUGUUUCACUGGACAGUGAAGGAGUGAUGAUGAAAAUAAGUCCUUAUGAUGAGUGGUAUGGGUAUUCUUAUUGAGUAAAAUAACACAAGCAUAUUAUCAUAGUCCACAUAGAAGAGGGAGACAAUCCCCCAGCCAGUCCGUGUCUUUUGACCUGA